Mesorhabditis spiculigera is the source of this 1131-nucleotide messenger RNA. NCBI's taxonomy places the organism in Eukaryota, Metazoa, Nematoda, Chromadorea, Rhabditida, Rhabditidae. The record is from the annotation of a GenBank genome assembly.
AUGACCGUUGGUCCCACUUUUGAUACUACCACCGGGAAAACGACGACAACGACAAAGGCCAGUGCUGGUAGCUCGAAGAAUCCAACGUGGUAUUACUUUGCCGGAGCCGGUGCGGGUAUGGCUAUCUUGGGAGUGUUCGUCUUCGUGUGCCGGCAGAUCAAGAUGCGGUACUUCCCGAAGCAGAUCUAUAAAAAGAUGUACAAAGACCUACUCACCGUCAAGAAAAACCUUCCCGAAAACGUUCAGCAGUGCUUGGAAGAUGCGGCGAUGAAAGAUGCUACCCGCCCCACCGACCCCUGGGAAGUAGAUGACGACACCUUAUUCGUCUCUUCCCAAAAGCUAGGCUCCGGCGCCUAUGCUAUCGUUUUUAAAGGCCACCUGAAAGGAGCGCCACCGGUCGUCAAAAUCUUUCCGAGACUCAAGAUUUCCGCUCUCUACACCGACGAUGAGCACCAUGUGGCGAUAAAAAUGGCUCACACGCAUGCUAGUGAUAAGGACAAGAUGGACCUGCUUCAAGAAAUUGAAUUCAUGAAAACUUUGGAUGAAAAACUCACCAACGACGACCUCGUACCUCUCGCGUGGCAAAUCAGCGAUGCUUUGGCCUACCUCUCAUCCCGAAACAUGAUCCACAGGGAUGUAGCUGCCAGAAAUGUGUUGUUGACGAAGGAGAAGAUGGCAAAAUUGAGCGAUUUCGGACUGUGUCGGCUAUCUAGUGAGAUGUUUUACACAACCCGGGGCGGGAAGCUGCCAAUAAAAUGGAUGGCGCCAGAGUCGCUGGAAACGGCGGUAUUUAGCGAGAAAACUGACGUGUGGUCUUUUGGCGUUUUUCUUUUCGAGUUGUUCACCUACGGCACCUCGCCCUACAUGGCCAUCGAUCCGGAACGUAUGCUGGAACAUUUGAAAGAAGGCAGCAGAUUGGAACUGCCAGAAGAAAGUCCGGAAAGGAUCACCAAACUCCUCGCCUCGUGCUCAGAAUUCGACGCUGCUCGACGUCCAAACUUUCAGCAGAUUCGCAGCGAGCUCUACGACCUUGUCUCGGAAUCCACAGAGCAAUACGGAUACCUUGAAUUCCGUAAAAAUUACUAUGAUUUUGUGGUCACCCCCAAACAUUGUUCGAGUAGUGAAAAUUCG